Molecule: messenger RNA, 4778 nt
Organism: Parasteatoda tepidariorum (common house spider)
Lineage: Eukaryota; Metazoa; Arthropoda; Arachnida; Araneae; Theridiidae
Product: cell adhesion molecule Dscam1
Molecular function (GO): protein binding
Source: RefSeq, a predicted model, not a curated record
GCCAAGCAAUACUUGACUUUUUUUGACACGGCAUUCUAUUGACCACCUAUUCUUUUUUUGUGGAAGAAGAGCUUAAAGAAAAGACUAUUCCUGUACGUGAUCUGGAUGCUUAAUCUUUUGUAGGGGCUUUGUUUGAUAUUUCCUGAGCUGUGGAAAGAAUACUAAAUCUACUCUUUUGCGAAAAGUGAUCUUAAUGUGUCCGGAAUGCUCCCGAAAUCUUUAUUGUGUGUUCAGCAGAGGGCAAAGCGAGUCAUGCUCCUCCACCCCAUCUUUAACAUUUUGUUCCUUUAUGGAUUUGCUGAAAGUUUUGCAGAAAAACAUCCUGUUAGAGGUCCAAGUUUUGUAGCAGAGCCUCCAACUAAAGUCGAGUUUUCAAAUUCCUCUGGUACAAUUAUACCUUGCACUGCAGAUGGCUUACCUCACCCAUUAGUAACAUGGAAGAAGGCAAGUGGUGAACUGAUUCAAGACCUAACAGGAUUAAGGUACGCUCGGCAUGAUGGGACAUUAGUGUUUCCACCCUUUCUUGGAGAAGAAUAUAGAGCCGAUGUUCAUGCUGCUGUGUAUCGCUGCGAAGUUUCAAAUGUAGCUGGAAUUAUCGGGAGCAGAGAAGUCCAUGUUAGAGCAGUUGUUCCACAGUCAUUCGAGACGCAAUUGUUUGACGAGUUUGUAUUGCAAGGAAACAUGGCAGUUUUACACUGUCCCAUUCCAAGCUAUAUUUCUGAUUAUGUAAAAGUAACUUCCUGGGAAAGAAUGGAUGGCUUUAUCAUUAAACUAAAUACAAUAAGCGGAAAAUAUGGAAUGCUUUAUGAUGGCGAUUUAUACAUCAAGGAUGCAGGUUUGCAGGACAGCAGACACAGCUUUCGAUGCCACAUGGAAAACUCUGUAACAAAAGAAAAACACAGCAGCAUAAAUUUUGCAAGAAUUAUUGUUACUGAGCCACGCCAUAAUGAGGCUCCAAAAAUAAUGAAGAGUUCCACGCAAAUUACAGCUCGGAGUGGUGAAAGAGUUACUCUUGCAUGUGUAGCUCAGGGCUCUCCCGUUCCAUCUUACAGAUGGCAGAAAUAUUCCAACAUUCCACUAAGUUUAUUCAGUUUGGACUCCUCUAUUCGACAAGAGAACGGGAUUCUAAUAUUUGAAAGUAUCAAGUAUUCCCAUGGAGGAAAAUAUUCUUGCUUUGUCAGUAAUACCAUGGGAGAAGAUAAAAUUGAUUUUGAACUAACAAUUGAAGAAGAUCUUGCCCUAAAUAUUAUUCCAAAACUUUUACGAGUAGAUAUUGGAAACGAAGCCACAUUUAACUGCUCUGUUGCUGGAGGGUCUGCGGACUCGAUAAAGUGGAUGAAAGAUAUGAAAUCAUUAUCGGCAUCUUCACGAAUAUCAACAUCUAUGCCAACAGUAUUGCAUAUAAUGAAAGUUAUGAAACAAGAUUCAGGAAUGUAUCAAUGUUUUGCUAUAAGGAAUAAUAUCGAAAGUCAAGCAAGUGCUCAGUUAGUUAUUGGAGAUAUUACUCCUAAACUGAAGUUCACCUUUCCUGAGAAAAUCGUUCGACCAGGAGUUUUCGUGUCUUUGAUGUGCGUUGCAACAGGAAAUCCUGAGCCACAGUUUAAAUGGUCCAUGGAUAACCAAUGGCCUGUAUCGACUAGACCUGGAGUUUUCGUCAGUACUUAUUUAAAUAACCAGGGUGAAGUAUUCAGCUACGUCAAUAUCACAGCUGUGGAUAUAACGGAUAGUGGUUUAUACACAUGCGAAGCAUUUAACGAUGCUGGAAGUGUAAUUCAUUCGAGAAGAUUGAAUGUUUUUGGAAAUCUCUUCAUUCGGUCACUUCAUAAUUUGAGUGCUUUAUCCGGAGAAAAAUUUUCUAUCCUUUGCCCUUUCGGAGGAUAUCCAUUUGAUAGUAUUUCCUGGAAAAAGGACCAAAGAAAACUGCCAAUUAACCAAAAACAAAGAGUAUUUCCGAAUGGCACAGUUCAAAUUUCGGAAAUGCAGACAGGAGUUGAUGAUGGCAUUUAUAGCUGUGAAGUCACUUAUUCUCAAGGCGUACCAGUGUCUCGAUCUUUUAUUGUAGUUAUAAAAACAAAGCCACAUGUUUCGAACUUCCAUUUCCCAGAGAACUUACAUGAAGGAAUGAGGACUGCAGUAGCAUGCAUUGUACUGUCCGGUGAUCCUCCGAUCACUAUUAAAUGGCUGAAAGACGGUUUCCCAUUAAUUGAAGAAGACUUUGAUUCAAAUAUUAUCCAUGCAGGGAAUGGAUUUGUAUCCACUUUAACUAUCAACACAUUGAGUUAUAAACACAAUGGCAAUUACACGUGUAUGGCAACAAAUAAGGUUGGAACAGGAUCAUACAGUACUCGAAUGGUAGUCAGAGUACCUCCUAGAUGGAUUUUGCAACCUAAAGAUACUUCUGCCAUAGCUGGACAACCUGCUAAGAUCGAUUGUCAAGCUGACGGUGUACCACAGCCUCAUGUAAGAUGGAAAGUUUCAACGAAUGGUAUGGCAGAUCUUUUCAAAACCAUUGUCAGUAGCUCUUAUAUUCAUAUUUUGGUUAAUGGUUCACUGAACUUCCGAAGCGUAGAAAAAUCUGACGAAGGUGCGUAUCUGUGUGAAGCAAACAAUGGCGUAGGAACUGGUUUAAGUACAGUAGUGAAUUUAAAAGUCCAUAGUGCACCGAAGUUUCAUACCAAAUUUUUCGUGUUAACUGAAAGAAGAGGAGAAAAAGUUGUAUUAACUUGCAUUUCAUAUGGUGAUAUUCCCAUGACUUUCAUAUGGAGAAAAAAUGGAGAGAUUUUAGAUCCACAGUCCAAGCCAAGAUACAGCCAGCAGCCAGAGAAUGUUAAGGGGGGAGCAGGAGUUACUCUUGUCAUCGAAAAAGUAGAGCGUGGCGACACAGCGACAUUUACAUGUUCUUCCAUGAAUGACUUUGGAGAAGAUUCUAUGAAUUUUCAAUUAACCAUUCAAGAUGUUCCAGAUGCUCCCCAAAAUCUUGAAAUUCAUGAUGUAGGAAGUCGAACAGUAAGGUUGACCUGGAAUAGACCAUUUAAUGGUAAUUCUCCCAUUCUGCAUUACUCCAUUUCUUGGCGAGACAUAAAAGAUCAAUCUUUAGGUGGUCCGCUAACAGUACCUGGAGACGAAACAACAUUAACUGUAAGGGGAUUAAGUCCAAAAACAAGGUACUUCUUCCGAGUGAAAUGUGAAAAUAGCUUGGGCGAAAGUCAGUAUGGAGCAGAAGUAGCAGUCACCACUCUGGAAGAACCUCCUAGAAAUGCCCCUUUAGGAGUUAAAGCAAUUCCAAUUUCAUCGACAUCCAUUAACAUUUCUUGGCAGAGGCCAAUUGAAAUUGAUAGAACGCGUAAUGUAGAUGGAUUUUAUGUCGGAUAUAAAACAAAAGAUGGAAUUGAACCAUAUACUUUUAAAUCAACGGUGAUCAGUGAGGGAGUCGUACAAUAUUAUGAACUUCGCAAUUUGAAUCGAUAUACAGAAUACAGUGUUAUUGUUCAACCCUUUAACAGUCGGGGAGCUGGUCCACCUUCUGAUGAAGUUUUAACCAGAACUUUGGAGUUUGAUGCACCAGGGAUUCCUUCAAUAAAGUCAUAUUUUACAACUUCCAAAACUAUAAAACUUUCGUGGGAAAUAAAUGUUACUCCGUAUGCUCCUGUUUUAGGUUAUAUUUUAUACAACAAAAUGGAAGGAAGUACGUGGCAAGAAAUAAGACUAAAAGGAGAUUACAAGGAGCAUCUGUUCCAAGAUCUUCAAUGUGGCACUAAAUACUUCUGCUACAUAGUAGCUUUUAAUAGUGCUGGACGAGGAAACAGCAGUGAAAUUAUUUCCGUAAAAACCGAUGGGAAUGCACCCAUUGCUCCUGAUAAAAGAUUUCUUUUAAAUAUAAACUACACAACAUUAUUAGUCAAUUUAAACAGUUGGCAUAAUGGUGGUUGUCCAAUUCGAUUCUUCAUUGUUCAAUAUAAAGUUAAUGGCCAACAGGAUUGGACUUUAGUAAGCAAUAAUAUUAUUCCUGAACAACAAAAUAUUACGAUAAUGGACCUUAUACCUGGGACAUGGUACUCUUUGCUAAUGACAGCUCGGAACGACGCGGGAUCGACUGAUGCGGAGUAUGUUUUUGCUACUAUGACAAUGACAGGAGAAUAUCCACCAAGACCUUCAGAAAUGAGUGAAAAAAGUGGUCCUUUCUUCAGACAUUUAUUAAUAACUGUACCUGUCGUCAGUUCAGCUAUGGUUCUCAUUGUAGUACUGUGUGUUGUGUAUUUCAUAACAAGGCGUAAUUCAACUGGAGGAAGAGAACAGUCACCGGAUGGCAUUGAUAGAAACGAGCCCAUUAAGGCUGAGUCCUUACCACUAUCAACUACUUAUGAAACUGCUUUAGAACCAACAUACUUUCCAACUCCUUAUGCUGCAAGUAAAGUUACAGUAUACAAUCGUGAUACGUGCUUACAUCCAGGUACCGGACAUCAGCAAAAUACUGGGACAUUUGGAAGUUCCAGAAGUGGCUGCACAUAUGAUAUACCAUACCCAACUAGAAAGGUUCAAAGCACAGAGAAAAUUUACGAAUCUCCAAUUUUAUAUUUUCCUGUACUAGAUAAAGGCAAGUUCUAAAUUAUUAUUUUUAACAGACGAAGAAAAACUGCAUAUUGAAGAGAUAUUAUAAGCUAUUAGAUAAAAUUUUGUUUGCCAAUAAUAGUCUAAUCAAACAAAUUGUGUUUCAGCUGUUAUCAUAUGAAUUAUAUCUUAAAAAUUAAAUUUGGCAAAAAGUAAAUAAAGCAAACAAA